Molecule: messenger RNA, 7251 nt
Organism: Closterium sp. Naga37s-1
Lineage: Eukaryota; Viridiplantae; Streptophyta; Zygnematophyceae; Desmidiales; Closteriaceae
Source: the annotation of a GenBank genome assembly
AUGCAAUACUCUCGACGCCAGCUUCAGUUCCUUCCCUUCCCUCCUUUCCCCACUGCACCAGCCCCACCACCUGUCAGACAACCGCCCCCCGGCACCACCGUAUCCAGCACCAACAUCACAGCCCAGCUGUCCUUCAACGCAUCUGCCACCACCACAACGAAUUCUCCCAACUCUGUCGCCGUCACUAGCACUACUACAACUCCCGGGGGAGUUACGGCUAUCUCCCCGAACACCACUGGUGGUCCUGCAGCAACUGGUGCUGGUCCUCAUGGGUCGUUAUUCCCGCCUGUUUUUCCGAAUCCUGUUACCACGGCGGGGGGCGCUUUGCUGGGGGCUGUUGGAGGCGCCACCACUGGAGCCUUGGCAGGAGCUGCUGCUGGUGCGGCUGCUGCGAGUGGCGAGGGCAACGCGACUGGUGCGGGAGGGGCUGGACAGGGAGCGGGAGUUACAGGAUCAGGAACCACUAUGGCUGCUGUACCGUCCCCUGCAGUCGUGCAACCACCACCACCGCUAAUUCUGCCUCCAGCGCAGCAGCAGCAAUUGACCCCACCACUGCCACCAGCACAACAGGGAGCAGGUACUGCUGGGGGAGGUUUUCCAGGUUUUCCUGCUGUGCCUGCGGGGAAUUUUGCUGCUGGUGCUGUGCUUGGGAGUGCUUUGGGCGCAGCUGCUGGCACAGCUGCCGCUGCAGCAGGUUCGGCAGUGGCAUCGGCGGCCCAGUCUGCAGCACCUACGCCUCCCCAAAUUCCACCUCCACAGCAGCAGCAAGUUCAGAGCCCUGCCCCGCCAGCAGCUGCAGUGACACCAGGAGGUAUUGUCAAUGAGACCCUGAAUGCGGUGGGAGAGUUAUCUGGUCAAGGGAGUGUUGUGGUGAACGGCAAUGAGAUGCAGAUGCAGCUACGGGCAGGGAGGGGGCUGCAGGUUCAAUGCGACUUCUUCUUCCUCUACAAUCGAGCGCGUCCGCCCGUGUUCCGACUCUCGCCGCAGCAGGUCAACCGACUGCUCAGCCCACCCGUGUACCACAGGUCUGGGGUGAAAGUGAUAUCCGCGAACAGCAACGGCAACAUGAGCUGCAAUGGCCCCCAGUGCAGCCCGAUUUUCUACUUCACCAGCCCCACCGUCGGGCCUUCGGGCGGCGGGCGCUUUCCCAUGGCAGCCAACUGCUUGGCGCACCACCCCAUCCCCACAUACGUCUACCAGGAGUACCGCCUAAAGUGUAUUCUUCUUUACAUGGAUAACCUCGUUUUGCCACGUGUUGGCUGGUUGAAUCCGAACGACAACAAGCAAGAGAAAUUUCCAGAGUGUCCCGACUUCACCAUUCCCUUCCGCUCCCCGCAUUUGUUUUCCCCCGUCUCACCCCCGUCCCUUUCCACCUUUCCCCCUGAGUCCGCUGCUAUACACACUGACCUGCGGACCCUCCCUUCCUUCCCUCCUUCCCCCCCAUUUCCCCCCACCCACCCACCCCUCCCCUCCUCCCCCCCCUCUCCCCCUCCCCCUCCCUCCCUUCCCCCUCUUUCCCUUUCUCCUCCUCUCAACCCUGUUUGCGCGCUCUGGUGCGCCCCCCUUACCCCCUCAUGUGCGCCCCCCUGUGCGCACCCAGCGCCCAGCGCGGCGGAGUUCCGCACGGGAGUGCAGCGCAACGGCAACAUCGCGAAGCUGCAGGCGGGGUACCUGUUCCCCGAGGUGGCGCGGCGCAAGGCCGCGCACAUUGCGCGCACGCCCUCCGCCAGCGCGCGCAUGAUCAGCCUGGGGAUAGGCGACACCACGGAGCCCAUCCCCGCCGUCAUUGCGCAAGCCAUGGCGGACGUGAGUGCGGGGGGGAAGAGGAGGGGUGGGGGGAAGGGGCGGAGGAGGGGAAUGGAAGGGGAAGAGGGGGUGAAGGGGGAGGGGAAAGGGGGGGCGGAGGGGAGGGAUGUGCGGGGGCGAUUUGAGUCGACUACAACGUGUGGGUUUCCUGUGAGCAACAACCAUGAUGCGUGGUCUAAGGCCCUUCGUCGCGGCAUAGUGGCGGCAUUCUAUGAGGGCAUGGGCGUGGCGCAUGAUGAUGUGUUCGUGUCUGAUGGGGCCAAGUGCGACAUUGCCCGCCUGCAGAUGAUGUUCGGUGCCAACGUCAGCAUGGCAUGCCAAGACCCAUCAUACCCAGCAUACGUGGAUACGAGUGUGAUCAUGGGGCAGACAGGCGCGUACGACCCCUCAUCGCAGCACUACGGCAACAUCAUGUACCUGCGCUGCUCGCCUGAGAACGACUUCUUCCCUGACCUCGCCUCUGCGCCUCGCACCGACAUCAUCUUCUUCUGCUCGCCCAACAACCCUACUGGCAAGGCGGCGUCACGGGCGCAGUUGGAGGAGCUCGUGGCGUUUGCGCGGCGCAACGGCUCCAUCGUGGUGUAUGACAGCGCGUACGGCAUCUACAUCGAGGACGACAGCCCUCGCUCCAUUUACGAGAUCGAAGGCGCUCAUGAGGUGGCCAUAGAAACCGCAUCUUUCUCCAAGUACGCGGGCUUCACAGGGGUGCGCCUGGGGUGGACGGUCGUGCCUUCCACCCUGCGCUAUGCCAACGGCCAUGCAGUGAGAGCGGACUUCAGCCGCAUUGCCAACACCGCGUUUAACGGCGCCAGCAACAUCGCACAGGCGGGCGGCACCGCUUGCGUCUCAUCGCAAGGCCUCCAGGCCAUGCGGGGUCUCAUUGCUUUCUACAAGGAAAAUGCGCGCAUUCUAAAGACCGCAUUCUCAGAAGCAGGUCUAGAGACCAUGGCGGAAGAGCCAGUCGAUUCCGCUCCACCAGUCGAAUCUGCUCCACCCGUCCAGGCUGCUCCACCCGUCGACUCCACUCCACCCGUCGAGUCUGCUCCACCUGUCGAAUCUGCUCCACCUGUUCAGGCUGCUCCAGCCGUAGAGUCAGUUGCACCCGCCGAGUCCGCUUCACCUGUAGUGUCCACGCCACUCGUCGACUCCGCUCCACCCGUCGAGUCCGCUCCACCUGUAGUGUCCACUCCUCCCGUCGAGUCCACUCCACCCGUCGAUUCCGCUUCACCCGCCGCCCCUUCCGCGGAUGACUCCGCCACUCCGCUGCUGGCGGAAGACGCCGGUUUGGGUGCCCAGGCGCAAAAUUUGACUGAAGGAUCGGUGAAGCUAGGAGGCGAGGUGAAAUCGGGAGGGGAAGGGGAGGGUAAAGAAGCGGGGGAGAAGACGGGAGGGGGAGCGGAGGGUCAAGGGGAAGGGGAGCGGCCCGAAUCGGGGGGGGCCUCCUCAGGGAGCGGAGCGGGGGUUCCGCGCAGCGCGGAUGAGAUAGCGGCAAUCAGCGCAGCGGUCGCCGCCGCGACAAGCGGAUCCGGCGGAACAGCGGAAAGCUCGGAGGUGAAGCGGGGGAAGGGCGGAUGGGGAGGUCUAGGAAGCGCGAGUGCGAAAAUAUCGCGCGUGCGGCUCGAAGACGUGGCAGAAGAAGGAGAGGUGCAGGGCAGCGAAGCUUCGCGUCUCAGCGCGGCAUCAGUGGGAGAGGGGGAGAAGGAUAUGCGCGUGCCUCCGCCGACUCCGCGCACUCCGCGGCCGGGGGAGGAAGGGUGGCGCGCGCGCAUAGGACGCGGGGAGUCGUGGAGCGAGGCGCUGCUGCUUCCGCUGACGGCGGGGUUUUCGGAUUUCGACGUGGUGGAUCCAAAGCAUGCGAGCAGCGACGCGCUGAUGCGAUGGCGCCGCAUGGCGCUCGUCAGAAACGCGACGAGGCGCUUCCGAUACACGGCGGACCUGCAGCAGAGACGAGAUCAAGAGUCCAAACCGCCUACUCCUAAGGUGUGGACGCACGCGGCCCCUCUCUUCUCGCGCGCCAUUCCUCCUUUACUCUCUCUGCUCCUCACUUCAUCGCACCCUCUUUACGCACCCUUGGUUUCCUCUUCCCCCAGGACUACUACCAUCCGUCCCUCCCCCCUUCUCCCCCCCCCCACCCUGCCCCCCUUCCACCCACUCCCCUGCUGCCUCUUCUGCGGGAUUUCGUCUGUGUCCUCCGUCCUCCCAUCCCAUGUAGCUUCUUCUUCCCUUCUCCCCUUGUUCCCUUCCCCCCUCCUCCCGCCUCCCCCCCUCCCCCUCUCUCCCUCUCUGCCUUCGUCGCCUUCCACCAUCCCACCCCACGCCCGGGCCACACACACAUCUCAGAUGUCGACUGGCCUCUCUCGUUUCAGAGGAGCUGCCAAGGCGCUCAAGGCAGUGGCGCGCUUCAAAUCAGUGCUCCCCCGCCUGUCAGACGCGGCGUAUAGGGCCGCGCGCGCGGAGGGCUUUGGCGUGAGCGCGAAGCAGCUGGCGGUGAUGGUGGGGGGGCAGGACGCGAGCGCGCUCGACUCGUUCGGGGGCGCGGGGGGGGUGGCGCGGCUGCUGGGGAGCAACGUGGCGGAGGGAAUAGGCGGGGGGGAGGGGGAUCUGAUGCGCAGGCGCAAGGUGUAUGGCGCGAACACGUUCCCGGAGCAGCCUGCUAAGACGUUCGUGCAGUUUGUGUGGGACGCCAUGCAGGACAUGACGCUGUGGAUCCUGGCAGUCUGCGCAGUGGUGUCCCUGCUGGUGGGCAUCAUAACGGAGGGGUGGCAGGAGGGGUGGUACGACGGAGUGGGAAUUCUCAUGAGCAUUGUGCUCGUGGUCUUCGUCACUGCCACUAGUGACUACAGGCAAUCGCUGCAGUUCCAGAUGCUGGACCGGGAAAAGAAGAAGGUAUCGGUGGAGGUGGUGCGCGGUGCAGUGCGGCAGAAGGUGUCUAUCUACGACCUCGUGGCAGGGGACGUCAUUGUGCUAUCCACAGGGGAUAUAGUCCCUGCUGACGCUGUAUUUAUUGGAGGGCACAGCCUGGUGGUGGACGAGUCGAGCAUGACGGGCGAGAGUGUGCCGGCGUACAAGGGCAAGGACGCGCCCUUCUUCCUUGCGGGCACCAAGGUGCAGGACGGCCAUGGCACCGCGCUCGUGGUGGGCGUGGGCAUGAACACGGAGUGGGGGCAGCUCAUUGCCAAGCUCACGGACAGUGGGGAUGAUGAGACGCCGCUGCAGGUGAAGCUGAGUGGGGUGGCGACGCUGAUAGGGCGGGUGGGGCUGUACGUGGCGCUGGUGGUGUUUGUGGUGCUGCUUGCGCGUCUGCUGCUCUCCACCAGCAUAUGGGACUGGUCCUUCCACCACACAUUGCAGGUUGUGGAUUACUUCGCAGUGGCAGUCACCAUAGUCGUCGUGGCAGUGCCAGAGGGCCUACCCCUAGCGGUAACCCUAUCGCUCGCCUUCGCGAUGAAGAAGAUGAUGAAGGACAAGGCGCUCGUGCGCAAGCUAGCAGCGUGCGAGACCAUGGGGUCUGCCACGACCAUAUGCAGUGACAAGACGGGCACGCUGACUGCGAAUCAGAUGACGGUGGUGCAGGCGUGGGUGCUGGGACACGUGCGCAAGGUGCCGCUGCUGCAGCCGCAGGAGAUGCGCGAUAUGGAGGAGUGGAAGCUCCCCGAAUCCCUCUCCGCCCCGCUCCUGCAAAACGUCUUCAUCAACACCAGUGGAGACGUGCAGCUGCCCACGCCGCCCGCCCCGCCGUCCUCUGCCCCAGUCGUCCUCGGCACGCCCACAGAGCAGGCCAUUCUCACCUGGGGCAUGCACCUCGCCUCCCCCUCCGCUUUCUCCUCCACCCGCUCCUCCGCCACCAUUCUCAAGCUAGAGCCGUUCAACUCGCAGCGCAAGCGCAUGGCGGCAGCGGUUCGCCUGCCUAACGGGGGCGUGAGGGUCAUGUGGAAGGGCGCUGCGGAGAUUAUUCUUGCGAGCUGCACCCAUGCAGUGGUGGGGGUAGCGGCAGGGGAAGGGAAAGGCGACGGGGUGGGAGAGAAAGGGUGCUCCGAGGCAGUAGUAGCGCCUAUAGAUCUUGAUGCCUUGGGGAAGGUUGUGGAGGAAUCAGCUACUGCGGCACUGCGCACUCUAUCUCUGGCAUACAGGGAUUUGAGUGCGGAGGAGGUGGAGCAGAUGGGGUUGGUGAAGGGAGGGGAGUGGGUGGCGGAUGUGGCGAUUCCGGAUGAGGGGUUGACGCUGAUGGCGGUGGUGGGGAUAAAGGACCCGCUGCGGCCUGAAGUGCCCCGCUCUGUCAUGCUGUGCAAGCGCGCAGGGAUCAUGGUGCGCAUGGUAACGGGGGACAACCUGAGUACGGCCAUAGCCAUUGCACGGGAGUGUGGCAUUCUGACAAGCGAGGGCGUGGCAGUGGAGGGGCCCAAGUUCCGAGUCAUGAGCGACGAGGAGCGGAGGGAGCUCGUGCCCCGCCUGCAGGUGAUGGCACGGUCUUCCCCCACGGACAAGCACCUGCUGGUGUCGCUGCUGCGGGAGAUGGGCGAGGUGGUGGCCGUCACAGGCGACGGCACCAACGAUGCACCCGCGCUAAAGGAGGCCGAGAUCGGGCUCGCCAUGGGCAUUGCGGGGACAGAGGUGGCAAAGGAGAGUGCGGACGUGAUAGUGAUGGACGACAACUUCUCCUCGGUGGUGAAUGUGGCCAAGUGGGGGCGCAGUGUGUACACCAACAUCCAGAAGUUCGUGCAGUUCCAGCUCACAGUCAACAUCGUCGCUCUCAUCACCAACUUCGUCUCCGCCUGCAUCACAGGCACGGCCCCCCUAACCGCAGUGCAGCUGCUGUGGGUGAAUCUAAUCAUGGACACUCUCGGUGCUCUCGCCCUCGCCACCGAGCCCCCAAAAGAGUCGCUCAUGCACAUGAAGCCCGUGGGGCGGCGCACGCCCUUCAUCACGCCCUCCAUGUGGCGCAACAUUGCAGGGCAGGUGGUGUUCCAGCUGCUCGUGCUCGCGCUGCUGAACCAGUUUGCCGCGUUCCUGUUUGGGCUGCAGGGGCCACUGGCUGCCGCUACCAAGCGCACGCUUGUGUUCAACACGUUUGUAUUCUGCCAGCUAUUCAACGAGAUCAACUCACGGGAGUUGGACGAGGUGAAUGUGCUGCACGGCAUGCACCAGAACGUCAUCUUCCUCGCCAUCCUCCUCUUCUCCACUGUCUUCCAAGUCUGCCUCGUGCAAUACCUCGGCAAGUUCGCCUCCACCGUGCCGCUCACGCCGCUGCAGUUCGCAGCGUGCAUCUUCAUCGCGUCGCUGAGUCUCCCUGUGGCAGCAGCGGUGAAGCUGAUAGAGGUGCCGAAACAGUCGGUGGUGGCUAUGGAGCGGCUUACUAGCAGCAUCUCGGCCCGCCUGCAGGUGUUUUUUCCGGAGGAGGGGAAAGCGCAGGAGCCAGGGGGCGGGAAGGAGGUGAAGCAAGAGUGA